AUGGACGCCACUUCGGGCAGCACCCACAGCGGGAAACGCACCGGCAACACCUCCCGGUGCCGAGCCGGGGACAGAGACCCGCAGCCCGGAGCAGACACCGAGCCGGGGACAACGACCCGUAGCCCAAAGCGGGCCCCUCGCACCGCCCCAGCUAACCAAACCGCGAGCCGGAGGACCAAGGCCGAAGGGUCAGAGCACGGGCGGGCAGCGCGGCGCGGCGGAGCCGUCAGCGAGUGCCCUCCGCCGUCGCCCCGCCAGCCCUGCUGCCCGCCGGCUCUGACCCGCUCUGUGUCCCCGCAGGUGCCCGCCGCCGCUGCUGCCGCCGGGAAGAGGCUGACGGCGCGGCCCCUGCCCUGCGCCCGGCGCCACUUCAGCCUCGGCUCCUCGAGGUUUGCUCCAGCGGUUACACAACAUGCCCCGUUCUUUAAGGGAACGGCCGUUGUUAACGGAGAGUUCAAGGAGCUGAGCCUGGAUGAUUUCAAGGGGAAAUAUCUAGUCCUCUUCUUCUAUCCCCUGGACUUCACCUUUGUCUGCCCCACAGAAAUUGUGGCUUUCAGCGACAAGGCAAAUGAGUUCCGUGACGUGAACUGCGACGUGGUGGCAGUUUCUGUGGAUUCUCACUUUUCUCAUCUGGCCUGGAUAAAUACUCCACGAAAGAGCGGCGGUUUGGGCAAAAUGAAUAUUCCUGUUCUGUCGGACCUCACCAAACAGAUCUCCCGUGAUUAUGGUGUGCUGCUAGAAGGACCUGGCAUAGCACUAAGAGGUCUGUUCAUCAUUGAUCCAAAUGGGAUCAUCAAGCACCUGAGUGUCAACGAUCUCCCCGUGGGUCGGAGCGUGGAGGAGACUCUCCGCUUGGUGAAAGCAUUCCAGUACGUGGAAACGCACGGAGAGGUUUGCCCAGCAAACUGGACUCCAGACUCCCCUACAAUCAAACCAAGCCCAGAAGGUUCUAAAGAGUAUUUUGAGAAAGUGAACAAAUAAACACUCAAAUGACGUGGACAAAAUGUAGGUACCAUGAACUGAGGAUGUUAGGAAGGAAGCUGUGAUUGUAAAAAAA
Molecule: messenger RNA, 1057 nt
Organism: Dryobates pubescens (Downy woodpecker)
Lineage: Eukaryota; Metazoa; Chordata; Aves; Piciformes; Picidae
Gene: PRDX3
Product: peroxiredoxin 3
Exons: 8
Coding region: 1-981 (326 amino acids)
Biological process (GO): cellular response to stress; response to oxidative stress; hydrogen peroxide catabolic process
Cellular component (GO): mitochondrion; cytosol
Molecular function (GO): thioredoxin peroxidase activity
Source: RefSeq, a predicted model, not a curated record